GUGCUGUGCCCUACCACAAAAAGCGAGAUGACAUUCAUAAUUCCCAUACCUCUCUUUUGGACAUAGAUUAAGGACGUACCCGGGUCCUUAUUUGGGCACGAACGGUACAUAUUUUUUUUAUAUCUAGUAUCUAUACAUAAUUCAUAAACCAAUACUGAUGCCACCACUUAGUAGCUCAUUAAAGAAAAACAAAGUACGGGAUAACUAAACUAAGAAAUCCGUACAGUUUCCUUUUUUCGUGUAAUAUGCGACAAAAUAAUGACAUGGCUAUUGGGAAAAGUUGGCGAUGGACAAGAGAAGCCUUAUUCUUGGAAUAUUGCGUGUGCAGGUGAACUAUAUAGUCCUGGGAUCUGUAAUGAUGAGUUUUCUUCUUACUCGCAAUAAGCAUAAAUAUCUGGAAGAUAAUAUUAAUAAACUUGCCUUUUAUUCUAUCAGAAUUGAUACAGUUUCCUAUGAUUGCAUUUUGCAUUCUAUUACGUAAUAAUCUUUUCCUACUCCUCUACUGUUAUCUGUCAUUUAUGCAUUCAUUAACACGAAUAUAAGAACAUACAUAAAAGAUUUCAAGAAAAGUCUAUAUUGUCUAUUCCUCAUAAAAGCUCUUGUGCUUUUAUAAGCUAUAAUGUUACUGCGAUUAAUGGCUACCAACCUAACAAAACCAAAACGAAUACAGUUUUAAACUAAGUGCAUUGAUGCCAACUUACAAAAUAUUCAUUUGGUUGCAUAGUAAAAAUAAUUACGUCAUAAGUCAGAAACACGCAUGUGACACCCGUAAUAUAGCAACACCCAUAGACUACGAAGACCGCUUAGCGUUGCUUGUUAGUCUCCGUAGGCUACGGUGGCCAAAAUUGAGAAAAAACUGUCCAAAAAAUUAAUUUAGCAAGUAGCAAGUACCAGGGCCUCAUGAGUUACGAGGAGGUGUCGCCGACCGGCCGGCCGCGGCCCGGGCGGGCCGGGCGCGUAACAAGGUAUGCUCGCGCGUCUUGGCUAUAUACUUUUGCUGUAAUUUGUUUACCUAAAUUAAGAUUUAUUUUUGUUGACUCGUAGGAAAAAUAUUGUAUGCAACGUUGUAUAAGUAGGUCAAAAAAUUCUCGUGGCGUAUUCCUUUACAAUGUUCGCCUACGCCUUCGGCUCCGGCUCACAUUGUAACUCACGCCACUCGCCUUUUUUGACCCUUCUUAUACAACUGAUGCAUAAAAUACUAUAAGAGGCUGUCAAUACCUAAAGCGCGCACACUGUCUAUUUGUAUCGGAGUAAAUGAGAUAGCACUGUCGCAUGUUACUGGGCCUGGGCAAGGGAAUAAUAAGAAAAAUAUUUAAAUAAAAAAAGUGGAUUAUUAGUGUAAUAUUUUACUCAACCACGGUUUUGAAAUUGUGAUUUUAAUUGCAGACCCAUAAGUGAAAACAAUAAAGACAUAAAACCGUUUAAUUGUGAUUUUAAGACCAAUCUUUGCAAUUAUUUUCUAUCGAGCCGAUUUCGUUCAAUCGUGUAUCGAGUACAACCACGGUCUUUAAAAUAUAAUUAAUAUGAACAUAUAUUUAUCUUACUUGACUAAAACAAAUAGUCUUUCUUAAAAAACUGUUUAAGUAACAUCAAUUUCAAGGACAUUGGGUGUUGACAGCCUCUUAAUGAUAGUGGCCUUGUUGAAGAACAUUGAGGAGGAAAUGCAAUUACUUUUUCUUGUGAGAAAUAAUAAAGGACAAUAUGGAUGACUUAUGAAGAUGGGACAAUCAAUAGUGAUUAUAUUAUAUUAUAAUAUAGAUAUAGAUCUAUGGCAAUUUUCCACUAGAUGCAACUCUCUUAUUUAAGGUAAGUUUCUUGGGCAACCAAUUUCGUUAUGUUUGUUGUCUGUCUGUAACAAAAUUUUUAUUGUAUAUUUUCAGAUGGUAGCAUCGGCUGCGAUGUAUUUAGUGAUUUUAAUACAGUUUGACAGGCCAGAAUAAAUUCUGAGAUAAAUGCAAAUAAAUACCAAAAUUCAAUCAAAGAAUUGAAUAAUGAAUGGGUGUUAGCAUAGGUUUGUCUUAUGGUAAUCGCUGAUAAUGGGAUUAUUAAACCUGAUGUUAAAUUAUAUUACUGUUGCAUUUUCAUUUGUCUUGUCAUUUAUAGUUUCCUCGACACCCGUUGUUCAACGAGAAGUAAAUAAAAAAACCGGCCAGUAGCAUGUCGGGCUAUGCUCAGUGUAGUGUUCCGUAGCUACCCUGCCAUUACAAUAGGGUGCCUUGAACGUGGAUGAGGGGGGUGAGGAACAUACGACUUUUUACUAAGAAGGGGAAACUUUUUCUAUAUAUAUCUAAAACGACUUAAACGAUGUUCACUAUAAUUUUCUUUAAAGGUAUUUAUUAAGCUUUACUUUCACGCAUUCUUUUCAAAUGUUCUGGAUCCAUGGUUCAGAAGUUAGAGUUUGGGUAUUCGUAUUGAAAAACCUAUCCAACGAGACCCCAAACUAAAUGAAACAAAAAAAUUAUUCACUCUUAACGUUUAGGGGAGGUGCCCUAAGCAAUUUUUAUUUUCUACUUUUUAUUGUAGCUACAAAUUUUUGUUUCCUUACUUACAGACGCCCUUCAAGGCAGCCUAUUGUAACGGAUGGGUAACUACAGAACCCUAUACUGAGCAUGGCCUGACAUGCUCUUCGCCGGUUAUUGUAUAGGAUGUUUUUACAGGAGACUGUACUUAAUCCAUCAAAAUAUCAUUUCACGGUAUAUAUCUAGUCAAACUAUUGACCCUCGAUACUCGUAAACAUGUUAUGACUGCUAAUUAGGUAACACUAUCCAUACAUAAAACACCCAUUUUAAUUCUAAACCGACAUAAUAAUUAAAAAUACAUAAGUACAAGCUUUAAUCAUUUCCUUCAGUAUUUCGUCUAGCUGCACUAAGCAUGCAAGAAACAUGUUUGCUGCACUAAAAAAAUAUUUCUCUCCCGUUGUUCAUCAAAAUGAAAAACUAAGUUUGCUCCAGAUUUUUAAACCUAUCUACGUUUUACUCUCCACGCUCGGCUUAUUUCCUCAAGCCAUACUAUUUUCUGACGAUGGACAAGACGCCACUUUUGCUUGGUGUCGUGCCUUAUUCAUGAUAAUAUUAAUUCACAGCUUUUAUAUUUUUCAUUUACAUGAAUUGUACAUCUUUAGUAAAGAAAACUCUAUAACGCAAGGCUAUAUGACAUUAACGAAUUACAUUAUUGACCUAUCGUUGCAAGUAUUGUCCUGCACAGUCUCAUAUUUCCAUGUGAUUCGUGACAGAAAUCUGUACAGCAGGAUCCUUAAAGACAUGGCUGACCUCUGGGACAGAUUAGCCAAGGGUAGGAGGAGACAGAUUCUUGGACAAUUACGUGUUCAGAUGUGUGCUUUGCUGUGCCCAGGGACGGUAAUUAUCCCUUUACUAUUGGCUAUCACAUACAGGGGAUCUCUUCGUGUAUGGAAGAAGAUAUUGUUUACCGUAACUUUUAUUUUACCAGAGCUAAUACAAUUUCUAAUGAUUUCAUUUUAUUUGCUAAUGAUUUUGAUGAUAGUGGCGCUUUUGAAAAACAUUGAAGAGGAGAUUAAAAUCUUAGCUCUAAGAAAUAAUAUUUGUUAUAAUUUACUUGAAGCUGAUGAAUUAGGAAUGAGCAUACUCAAGAUAAAGAAUGUGUACGUGAAGACGCUAAAGAUCAAGCGGCAGGUGAACGCGGCGUUUGAGGCACUGAUCCUGGUGGCGAUGGCAGUGUGCUUCCACGAGCUAGUGGGUUUACCCCACAUGAUAUACCACGGUACGGUCUAUGUGCCGAACUUCUCUAUAAACAACACUAUCGGCCUCAGCCUAUGGGUUCUCACGCAGCUGCUUAAAAUGUCUGCUUUGGCGAUUUCUGGAGCCUUGUUGAAUUCACAGGUUAAUAAAAUUCGCCGCGCUGUCUACAACAUUCCGAUAAGCAGAGAUCAAGAUUUAAAGGCGUAUUUACUCAUACAACACUUUUCAUCACUGAUGUCUUAUCAAAACGCACAAAUUACUGUAUACGGCUACUUUUCAUUGGACGGAACUCUCAUAUUUAGGGUAGUGGCUUCAGCAGUCAUGUACUUAACUAUUUUAGUGCAGUUUGACCAAAUGUGACUACUGAAUUAUAUUAGAUGUUUAGUCUCCUACCUAGGCGACAUGAAUGAAAAAUGUUAAUCUCCAAACUGACCUUCGACAUCCUUCUUCUAUCAAAGCAUUAUUCAGAAAAAAAAAAACAUGUUCAAUACAAGCCUUUAUUGUC
Messenger RNA from Cydia pomonella (codling moth), 4221 nucleotides. RefSeq names its product gustatory receptor 68a-like. Gene Ontology annotation, biological process: sensory perception of taste. Lineage: Eukaryota; Metazoa; Arthropoda; Insecta; Lepidoptera; Tortricidae. The coding region runs from base 2883 to 4076 and encodes 397 amino acids. The record is from RefSeq and is a predicted model, not a curated record. Gene Ontology annotation, cellular component: neuronal cell body; dendrite; membrane. The transcript is spliced from 4 exons.